This is a messenger RNA of Tilletiaria anomala UBC 951, 1557 nucleotides long. RefSeq names its product DUF580-domain-containing protein. Gene Ontology annotation, cellular component: plasma membrane. NCBI's taxonomy places the organism in Eukaryota, Fungi, Basidiomycota, Exobasidiomycetes, Georgefischeriales, Tilletiariaceae. The record is from RefSeq and is a predicted model, not a curated record. The coding region runs from base 1 to 1557 and encodes 518 amino acids. The transcript is spliced from 7 exons. Gene Ontology annotation, biological process: transmembrane transport. Gene Ontology annotation, molecular function: transmembrane transporter activity.
AUGGCGCCGCCGCAUCCCUAUGCCAGCGGGGCACCCUACGCCGGCGGGAAUGUCGGCGGCGACCAGGCCGCGUUCUACAACCAGACACAGCAGGCGCCGGCAGGCUACUACAACAAUGGUGGCGGGUUCAGCGGAAAAGAUGACAAGAUGCUCCUUGCGCCACAUGGCUUCGAGGGGCAGCGGUGCGAGCCGAAAAGGCCCAAGUUCAGGGACCCCAUCUUCGCCCUGCUCGUCCUCGCCGUCCUCGCGGGGUUCGUCGCAAUCUCGGUUAUCUCACUACGCGCAUACUCAACGUCAGACGUCAGCGGAAGCAUAGGUGGCAAGGGUGGCAUCGGAAGCACACUCAAUCAUCAUACCGCCAUCCUGUUGAUGCUGAGCUGCGCCGUCGCGUUGGUGUUAAGCGUUUUGUACAUCCUGCUCGUUAAGCUCGCCACUACGAUCGUCCUCGAAGUGACGCUGGCGUUGAGCGUUCUCGCAAACGUUGCAUAUGCAGUCCUACUCUGGAUCCGUGGCUUCACAUCGGCGGCCAUCAUCUUCACCAUCUUUUCCGUCAUCUCGAUCGUAUCGUAUUUCUUCAUUCGCAAGCGCAUCCCGCUUGCCAAGCUAAUGCUGCGCACGAUCAUCCGUGCGUCCAACGAAUACAAGUCGACGUACAUCGUCGCGCUGCUCGGCCUCGUCGUCCAGACCGCCUUUAGCGUCUGGUGGGCCUGGACGCUCGUCGCCGUCUACCAACGCUUUGAGCCGGGUACCAGCGCCAGCGGGAGCAGCGCCAGCUCCGGAGCUGUCACUGGCCUUGUUGUUUUCCUUGUUUUUGCGUGGUAUUAUCUGAGCGAAGUGAUCAAAAACAUCUUCUUUACAACCGUCGCCGGCGUUUACGCUACCUGGUAUUACAAUGAAACAGGAGCCAAAGUCAACCGUGCCGCCCUGUCGAGCUUCAAGCGUGCGACAACGUUUUCGCUCGGCUCGAUUGCCUUCGGCUCGCUCAUUGUUGCCUUGCUUGACCUUCUCCGGGCCGUCCUCAACGUUAUCCAACAGAGCCAGGCGCAGGAGGGCGACGUCAUCGGCACUAUCGUCACCUGCAUCGCUGAAUGUUGUGUCAGCUGCAUUGACUGGAUAGUACAGUACUUCAAUCGCUAUGCAUACAUCAACAUCGCUAUGUAUGGCAAUUCGUACAUCGAAGCGGCCAAAGAGACGUGGGACCUGCUGCGCAACAAGGGCAUCGACGCGCUGAUCAACGACUCGCUUGUCAACAUCGUCUACAUGAUCGGAGCGUACAUCAUCGCGACGCUGACGGCGCUCUUCGCGUACGUCUACCUGCGCCAGACUAACCCAAGCUACGUGCAGGAGCAAGGAAACUACUUCUCUGUCAUCCUGCUCUAUGCGUUCGGGCUCGGGAUCAACAUUGCGCUCGCCCUUGGCCAAGGCUCCAUCGGCAGCGGCGUCAGCGUGCUCUUCGUUGGGCUCGGCGAGGACCCGCAGCUGCUCGCGCAUAGGGACCCUCAGCUGUUCGAGGCCAUCCGUCAGGCGUAUCCCGAUGUCGUCCGGCCCGUCGCAUGA